AUGGCGGGGAAGCCCAAGCUUCACCACUUCAACGGACGAGGCCGAAUGGAGUCCAUCCGGUGGCUCCUGGCCGCAGCAGGAGUAGAGUUUGAAGAAGGACUUUUUGAAACACGUGAAGAAUUUGAGAAACUGAUCCAAGGUGGAACCCUGAUGUAUGAACAAAUGCCCAUGGUCGAAAUCGAUGGGAUGAAUUUGGCAGAAACCAGAGCUAUCCUAAGAUACCUAGCUGCAAAAUCUGACUUGCAUGGAAGGAACCUGCAGGAACAAGCCUGGAUUGACAUGUAUGUAGAGGACCUGAGCGACAUGAUUAUGUUCUUUCCACUGUCCCUGCCUGGAGAGAAGAAGAAGAAUCUUGAAGACAUCCUUGAAAGAGCUACUACAAGAUUCUUCCCUGUCUAUGAGAAGGCUCUAAGAGACCACGGGCAAGAUUUCCUUGUGGGCGAUCAGCUGAGCUGGGCCGAUAUACAGCUCCCCGAAGUCAUCUUAAUGGCUGAAGAGGGCAAACCCAGUGUCCUCGCAGGCUUCCCUCUGCUACAGGAAUUCAAGGCCAGAAUCAGCUACAUUCCCACAAUUUGCAAAUUUCUGCAGCCUGGAAGCCAAAGGAAGCCUCCACUAGAUGAAGGCUCCAUUGAGACCGUGAUGAACAUAUUCAAAUUUGAACGUGGCAUGUUUCUCAAAAACAUGGGCACUAUAUAG
Molecule: messenger RNA, 696 nt
Organism: Callorhinus ursinus (northern fur seal)
Lineage: Eukaryota; Metazoa; Chordata; Mammalia; Carnivora; Otariidae
Source: RefSeq, a predicted model, not a curated record